UUCUUUUAAGAACUCAAAAUAGCCAGGGGAGGGGAUCCACACUUAUUUCCUAAUGUGCACGUGAAAGGGUGUGUUGAGGGCAUGACAGAGAGGAAAAGGAGGAGAGAAAGAGGAGAAGAUAGAAGAUUCAUCCUGUGAACUGACCUUGGGCACCCUUAGAGACCUCUGCAGCAGGUCCUUGGUGCCUGGCUCAGAGAUGAAGCCCCCCAGGAAAGUCGUCCUUGCAAUCCCUCUGUUGUUCCUUCUGAUCUCUUCUCUCUUGGCCUCUCCAGCCUCUGACAACCUGCCAAGAGCCACCCACUCCAAUGGCCACGUCUGUAUAGGAUGUGUAUUGGUGGUAUCUGUGAUUGAACAGCUGGCACAAGUUCAUAACUCCACUGUCCAAGCUUCGAUGGAGAGACUGUGUGGCUAUCUUCCAGAAAAAAUGUCCUUGAAAGCCACCUGUCACUUAGUGGUGCACAUGUUUGGGCCAGACAUCAUAAAACUGCUUGGUACAGCUGUGAAUGCAGAUGUGGUGUGUCACACACUGGGAUUUUGUAAGCAGACGGCUGGCCAGCCCCAGUGCCAUCUCUACCCACUUCCCAAGGAGCCAUGGGAAUUCACACUAGAGAAGGCAAAAGAAGUCAUCAAGAGCUCACCCACUAUGAAAUAUCCUGGAGGUGCUUCAGAUAUUUGUUCACUCCCAUUUUUGGCCAAGAUCUGUGAGAAGAUUAAAUUAUCUAUAAACUACUCUGUGCCAUUCAAAGAUGUGGAUUCCGACAAAUACAGCAUUUUCCCAACACUGCGGGGCUAUCACUGGAGAGGGAGAGAUUGUAACGACAAUGACAAGAUGGCACACCCAGGCAGAAGGCCAGCCAACUGGGAUGCAGAGCAGGACUCAAACUGUAAUGGCAUCUGGGGUGUUGAUCCCAAAGAUGGAGUUCCAUAUGAGAAGAAAUUCUGUGAAGGUUCACAGCCCCGGGGGAUCAUUUUGCUGGCAGACUCUGCUGGGGCUCACUUUCACAUUGCUCCAGAAUGGAUCACAGCUUCACAGAUGUCGUGGAAUUCCUUCUUGAAUUUGCCGAUGGCUCUUACCAAUGAGCUUGACUGGCCCCAGCUGUCUGGAGCUACUGGAUUCCUGGAGGCUACCAGCAGAAUUGAAGGAAAAUCUAUUUACCUUCGUUUACGGAAAAGAAACCGCUGCAACCACAGAGACUACCAGAAUGUUUCCAGGAAUGGGGCAUCUUCCCAAAACCUGGAGAAAUUUAUAGAAAGCUUGUCUAGGAACCAAGUGUUGGACCAUCCAGCCAUUGUCAUAUAUGCCAUGAUUGGAAAUGAUGUCUGCAAUGGGAGGACUGAUCCAAUUCCCCAAAUGACUACUCCUGAGCAAUUAUACUCCAAGGUCAUAAAGAGUCUGAAUUAUCUGAAUGCCCACCUGCCCAAGGGGAGCCAUGUGAUUCUCUAUGGCUUGCCAGAUGGAGCCUUUCUUUGGGAUAAUUUGCACGACAGAUACCAUCCUUUAGGUCAGCUAAAUAAAGACGUGACCUAUGCGCAGUUCUACUCCUUCCUGAGCUGCCUCCAUGUUACCCCCUGUCAUGGCUGGAUGACUUCCAACAAGACCCUUCGGACUCUCACUUCAGAGAGAGCAGAAGAACUCUCCAAUACCCUGAAAAAAAUUACAACCAGUGAGAAAUUUACAAACUUCGAUCUUUUCUACCUGGAUUUCGCCUUCCAAGAAAUCAUAGACGAAUGGCGGAAGACAGGUGGGCAGCCCUGGCAGCUCAUAGAACCCGUGGAUGGGUUUCAUCCCAGCCAGGCAGCUCUGCUGCUGUGGGCAGAUCACUUCUGGAAGAAGGUGCAGCUCCAGUGGCCCCAGGUUCUGGGAAAGGAGAAUCCAUUCAAUGCCCAGAUUGAACAGGUGUUUGGGGACCAAGGUGGGCACUGAGAGUCUCCAGGCCCAGGGAAGAACUGGGAAGCAGAAAUGUGGAUGAAUGUCAUUGAACAACCUGCUGCUACUUCACAGGCAGAAUGGAUCCUCAUUGGCUGAAUGUUUUCAAAAGGGAGUAAGAGCACACCUAAACUGAGCAACACCGGCAUGCUAAGCGCCCCUGAGCUUCCCAUUCAUGAAGCGCUUUGCCAAGCAAGCAACUAUCUGUGUCCUUCCCCAGUGAAUUGUUCCAAAAGGGGCUCCUAAAAAACCCACCAAUCACCAGCUAUGACCUUCAAUUUCCACGGGGUCUCUGUGUGCCCACAAAGACUGACCUUUCCCUGUUGGUGGCUUCAAGAUGCCCAGCAAGCAGCAGGACCUCCUUGGAAGGCCACUGGCCAGAGGUCAAGGUCAUGCACAAGCAGGGACAAUCCACCAUAUAAAACCUCUUUAAAAAACAAUGCAAAACCAUGAAUACAGAUUUAAAUAUGCUCUUACAUACUCAUGUUGGAGAAAAGAAAUGAUUACAAAUCACACACCUUGAUGUAUAAUAAUCCCAAUUGGGUCCA
This is a messenger RNA of Perognathus longimembris pacificus (Pacific pocket mouse), 2475 nucleotides long. It is a transcript of the gene Aoah, whose product is annotated as acyloxyacyl hydrolase. The transcript is spliced from 21 exons. Gene Ontology annotation, molecular function: acyloxyacyl hydrolase activity; calcium ion binding. Lineage: Eukaryota; Metazoa; Chordata; Mammalia; Rodentia; Heteromyidae. The record is from RefSeq and is a predicted model, not a curated record. Gene Ontology annotation, biological process: lipopolysaccharide catabolic process; negative regulation of inflammatory response. The coding region runs from base 197 to 1924 and encodes 575 amino acids.